ACCUUUUUUUUUAAUCUUGUUCUCUCUCAGUACCGCUCUCGACUCUGAGUUGUCAUCUGCUUACCUCUUCUUCAUCUUCUUCCUCUCCUUGAGCUGGAUGCCCGGAUUCUGGCCUCCACAACCGGAUCUCAUUAGCCUCGACGACCUGCGCCUACAACCUUGAGGUCCUCCUGCAUCCGCCGUCGACGUGUUCACGUUGCAGCCGCUAACGUCGUUACCUCGCCAACGCCUACUUUUAAGAAUAUCGCAUCUGCUUUGCAUAUCCUUACGGCACGGAAAAAUAUGAUGGAUGUAGAUGUUCGAGCUGAUGGUCGAACACUGAACCAACUAAGGCCUCUCACUUGUUCUCGAAAUCUACUCAAUAGAGCUCAUGGUUCAGCUCGAUGGUCUCAAGGAGACACGACUGUAUUGGCCGCUGUAUUUGGACCAAAAGCUGGAACAAAAAAGGGCGAGAACCCAGAAAAAGCUUCUAUUGAAGUAAUUUGGAAGCCAAAAACUGGACAGAUAGGAAGGCGAGAAAAGGAAUAUGAGAUGAUCUUACGUCAAACUUUGCAAAGCAUAUGUUUGCUUACUGUCCACCCCAACACAACUACCUCCAUCAUCGUUCAGGUUAUUGGGGAUGAUGGUGCUCUUCUCUCUUGUGCUAUAAAUGCAUCGUGUGUAGCUCUUGUUGAUGCAGGCAUUCCUCUAAAACAUCUCGCAGUUUCCAUUUGUUGUGGUUUGACUGUGGGUGGACAUGUAAUUUUAGAUCCCACUGUACUAGAAGAGCAGAAAUUGAAGGCUGUUCUUCAUCUGGUUUUUCCAAACCCUCCGCUUUCGAUCCAUCAUAAAACUCAAUCUCUUUUAAAAGAUGAGCCUAUUGAGCAUGGAAUUAUAACAUCUGUUAUGCGGGGUGUGAUGUCAGUGCCUGACUAUGAGCACUGCUUGGAUCGUGGCCGUAUUGCUUGCACAAAGAUCUCUGAAUUUGUUAGGAGAAACUUGCAGUCCUCAGCUCGGGAGGGCCUGGCAAAAGCUACUUAGUUCUAUAAAUUAUUUACUUUUGUUGAAAUUCUUUUUGAAUUAUUAGUUCAUGACUUAGACUUGAGUUGUCAGUUUGCUCGGUUUGGACUCUAGAGGUGGUGGCUUAUGCAGUGAAAUCUUGUUAAGACCUCUCAACUUUGCACUUUGUGUCAGUUUAUUUUGAUGGUUCCAGGCUUUUUUUUUUU
This is a messenger RNA of Dendrobium catenatum, 1205 nucleotides long. RefSeq names its product exosome complex exonuclease RRP46 homolog. NCBI's taxonomy places the organism in Eukaryota, Viridiplantae, Streptophyta, Magnoliopsida, Asparagales, Orchidaceae. The coding region runs from base 283 to 1020 and encodes 245 amino acids. The record is from RefSeq and is a predicted model, not a curated record. Gene Ontology annotation, cellular component: nuclear exosome (RNase complex); cytoplasmic exosome (RNase complex); nucleolus. The transcript has 9 exons. Gene Ontology annotation, biological process: poly(A)-dependent snoRNA 3'-end processing; nuclear mRNA surveillance; U4 snRNA 3'-end processing.